Molecule: messenger RNA, 937 nt
Organism: Triplophysa dalaica
Lineage: Eukaryota; Metazoa; Chordata; Actinopteri; Cypriniformes; Nemacheilidae
Gene: eif1axa
Product: eukaryotic translation initiation factor 1A X-linked a
Exons: 7
Coding region: 128-562 (144 amino acids)
Biological process (GO): translational initiation
Cellular component (GO): cytoplasm
Molecular function (GO): RNA binding; translation initiation factor activity
Source: RefSeq, a predicted model, not a curated record
CGGAAGUUCCAAAGAAGGGAAAGGGAAGUAGUUUCACAACUAGCUCCUUGAUAUUUAAGAUUUCUUUACCUAACGGCUUUGUUUAACGACGUUACUCAACCGAAUAGUGGUCGAAUAGUGAAUAAACAUGCCAAAGAACAAAGGUAAAGGAGGUAAAAAUCGGCGACGUGGUAAGAACGAGAACGAAUCCGAGAAGAGAGAACUUGUUUUCAAAGAGGACGGUCAAGAAUAUGCUCAGGUGAUAAAGAUGCUUGGAAAUGGACGCCUAGAGGCCAUGUGUUUUGAUGGAGUGAAACGGCUCUGCCAUAUCAGAGGAAAGCUCCGGAAAAAGGUUUGGAUCAAUGCGUCUGACAUCAUCCUCGUUGGUCUUCGAGAUUACCAGGAUAACAAAGCAGAUGUCAUUUUGAAGUACAAUGCGGACGAAGCCCGCAGUCUCAAAGCAUACGGAGAGCUGCCAGAACAUGCUAAAAUCAAUGAAACUGACCAAUUUGGACCUGGAGACGAUGAUGAGAUUCAGUUUGAUGAUAUUGGAAGUGAUGAUGAGGACAUUGAUGAUAUCUAAAAGUCAGGACUGCUUGUGAGCUAUAUUGUUUACACCAAGAGGAGAAGAUAGUUUCCUUGUUGGGACAGCCUUCCGCUUGCGUCUUUCUGACCGCUUCCUUCUAACCCAUCACUACAUGGCUUAUCCAAGCAUACUGUCUGCCAAGCAUCUCAUUCACACAUAAACACACAUUAGACUGCAUAUUUUUGUUAUGGUUUUAAAGUAUUUAUAUUGUAUUCCACUUUGUGUGGUGGAAUUGAAACAUCAAAUAAAUCCAGAAUUUACAAUAAAAUACAAAACCUUUUGUCUGUUUGGACCGAACUUCCUUUCAUUAUGUCUAUUUGCAUUGUAUUUUAUGUUGUCACUGCCUAAAAUAAAAGUAAAUCAUUUUUUUUA